AUGCGGAGCGAAGCAGUCGAAUCUUCUUUGCUGCUCGGGCAUGGCGCUUCGUUUACUGUCACUCGGCAGGCUGUAUCUCCUGGACCAAAUACCAUGAUCGAUCGUUUUGAUUUUACAAAGUUGAUUACCCUCAAGAUGCCCUUUCUGCCCACGAAACGACGGCAAUACGUGGUCUACAAGUCCCCCAGGAUCGAAUUCCAGGCCGAUGGGAGGACGCUGGCUGACGUGCAACUUAAUGAAUCGCCUCUGCCCAACGAGCUGAAAUCGCAAAUUUCUCUAGGCAUUGCGAACGGUCCCCAGACGCUACACGACGAGGGCAUCAUCCACAGAGAUCUGAAACCUGAGAACACUAUACUGUGCUCGGAGGAGGAUAGGAUACUCGUUCCGAAACUUGCCGAUUUCGGUUUUGCCAUCGUCAAGGAGGCGUUGAUAUCACCCAAUAUCAUGUUAGGUAGGACUAGAACUUGGAGUGCUUCCGAACCAUACUCUUGUCUUGGAGCCUCGGGGCUUGCGUCUACGGACGUUUACUCGUUCGGUUUGGUCGUUUGGUCGUUUGGUCUGUCGGGCUUGAUGGCUGGGACCCUUUCAGCGUGUUGA
This is a messenger RNA of Macroventuria anomochaeta, 597 nucleotides long. RefSeq lists its product as uncharacterized. Gene Ontology annotation, molecular function: ATP binding; protein kinase activity. Gene Ontology annotation, biological process: protein phosphorylation; signal transduction. NCBI's taxonomy places the organism in Eukaryota, Fungi, Ascomycota, Dothideomycetes, Pleosporales, Didymellaceae. Gene Ontology annotation, cellular component: cytoplasm. The record is from RefSeq and is a predicted model, not a curated record. The transcript has a single exon. The coding region runs from base 1 to 597 and encodes 198 amino acids.